AUGAAAUAUAUUAUGGUUUGUGGAAGUGUUAUCUCUGGUAUUGGAAAAGGUAUAGUAAGUAGUAGCAUUGGCGUUUUACUAAAGUCAAGAGGGCACAACACUACUCAUUUUAAGAUAGAUCCUUAUUUGAACUACAAUGCUGGGGAGAUCCAUCCACGGGAACAUGGUGAGGUCUAUGUACUUGACGAUGGACAUACAUGCGAUAUGGAUUUUGGAAACUAUGAAAGGUUUAAUAUGUCUGAUCUUUCUAGAAAAAACAGUCUAUCUAGUGGAAGAUUAUUUGAAGAUUUAAUUAAGCGUGAGAAGGAGGGUCAUUUUCUUGGAAAGACAUUACAGAUUAAUCCACAUGCAAUAGACGAUGUUAUCAGAAGAAUUAAGAUGGUGGCGGAGACUCCUGUGGAAGACUUCAAGAGCGGACGUAGGGUCAUCCCAGACGUGGUGAUUAUCGAGCUUGGGGGAACUGUUGGAGAGAGCGAGUCGUCUAUAUACACAGACGCCUUUGCAAAGUUCCAGAGAAUUGUUGGAAGGAGCAACUGUGCAUUUGUGUCUGUAGACCAUCUUGUAGAGCUAGAGAGUGGGGAGCAGAAAACAAAGAGUAUCCAGAUGGGGUGCAGGAACUUCAGGAGAUUCGGGCUCAGCUACGACAUCAUUGUGUGCAGGGGAGUGCGGGACCCCAGCAAGGAGACGCGGGAGAAGAUAUCGAAGAACUGCUGGGUGGAGCCUGGGAAUGUGUUUGGGCUUCCGAAUCUGGAGUCGGUGUAUCUUGUGCCGAAGUUCCUUGAAGAGCACGGAAUGGUUGAGUCGCUGAACAAGGUGCUUGGGAUUUCGUCGAAGGAGGGGGAUCGGGAGAUACUUGAGACGUUUGAACGACUUGUGCAGAAGCACGAGGACACAGUAAGGAUCGGGAUAGUGGGGAAGUACUCGCCGGAGUUUGACAGCUACACGUCUCUUGUGCAUGCAUUGAGGUUCUCUGGGGCGUCUGUGGGGGUGAAUGUUGAGAUUGAAUGGAUCAAUGCAGACUCGUACACCACAGAGGAUCUUGAGAAGUGCAAUGGAAUUAUCAUUCCGGGAGGAUUUGGAGCACGGGGGAUCGAGGGGAAGAUCUCGGCGAUCCGGUAUGCACGGGAAAACAGGAUUCCUCUUCUUGGGAUCUGUCUUGGAUACCAACUAUCGAUUAUCGAGAUGUGCAGGAACGUUCUUGGGAUGAAGGAUGCAUCUUCCGAGGAGUUUAACCCGUCUGGGAAGAACCUUGUUGUCAGGUUUAUCAGCGACAAGAACGGAGUGGUUGAUAAGAAACUGCGAGUUGGGGGAUACGAGGUGGAGCUUGAGGACGGACUUGUGAAGAGGUUGUACUCUGGAGCGGAGAAGAUCCGAGAGAGGCACCGACAUCGGUUCGAGGUUGUUCGAUCCGAGGUUUCCUCACUAUGUUCGUAUGGCCUGAGGUUUGUAGGAUUCAGCGACGAGAGAAGAGCAGCAAAGAUCUUUGAGCUUACAUCGCAUCCGUUUUUUGUCGGAGUACAAUUCCAUCCUGAGUUCACUGCAAGGCCUAACCAGCCGCAUCCACUAAUAACUGGUUUAAUAUCUGCAUCCUGCCGGAAAUUGAAUUAA
This is a messenger RNA of Encephalitozoon intestinalis ATCC 50506, 1608 nucleotides long. Its product is annotated as CTP synthase. Lineage: Eukaryota; Fungi; Microsporidia; Unikaryonidae. Gene Ontology annotation, biological process: pyrimidine nucleobase biosynthetic process; CTP biosynthetic process. The record is from RefSeq and is a predicted model, not a curated record. Gene Ontology annotation, molecular function: identical protein binding; CTP synthase activity. The transcript has a single exon. Bases 1 to 1608 code for a protein of 535 amino acids.